AUGAAGCAAAAACCAGCCAAGAAGCUAACGGAGCGAGGUAGAUAUGCCCAAACCGGUCUACUCAUCCUUCAGAACCUGUCCCACCGAGGCAGUACCUGGCCGCAGACGUGCAUCGAAGCGAUCCGGGCAUUGGAAGCCGCGCUGAGCGAGCAGCCCCCGGAUCACGCACCCUACACCCAUCUCCACCCGCCGUAUAUCCAGAACGUGCAGCUUCCGAGCCAGAACCAUACGCUCAACGCGCCUGGCCAUCCAAAUCCGCUCCUCCACGUGUUGCCAUCCCAGCCCAGCGCGUUACAUCAUGCGGGACAAGCAGGGCCCGGGGCAACGAAUCAAACGACCGGGGAGGCGAAUCAAACUCAACCCCCACCGGGGCUAGAUAUCGAGGGCCCCACGGUCGAGCAGUCGAUAUUCGGGGAGGCAGCGCUGGGGAUUCCUAAUUCUUCCGAGGGGCUGCCUUUUCUUCUGGGGGAGGUGGAGAAUCUGGAUCUGUGGAGUGUGGCGGAUGCGCCGUGGUUGAUCCAGGAGAGUUACGAUGUGAGCAGUUUUCAUCACUUCACGGGGUAA
Molecule: messenger RNA, 564 nt
Organism: Aspergillus melleus
Lineage: Eukaryota; Fungi; Ascomycota; Eurotiomycetes; Eurotiales; Aspergillaceae
Exons: 1
Coding region: 1-564 (187 amino acids)
Source: RefSeq, a predicted model, not a curated record